UGUGUUGUAUUUCAUUGAAUGCCUUUAUGAUGUUUUGCCUUGUUUGUCCUUGAUCACAAUUUUAGUGCAAACAUACUCUUGGAUGAUCAGUUUCAACCCAAACUAACUGAUUUCGGCAUGGCACACUUACGACCCCACCUAGAACAUCAGACAUGUACCAUAAAUAUGACCAGCAGCAGCAGUAAACACCUGUGGUACAUGCCAGAAGAGUAUAUCAGACAAGGAAAACUUUCCAUUAAAACAGAUGUCUACAGCUUUGGAAUUGUAAUCAUGGAAGUUUUGACAGGUUGUAAAGUGGUAUUAGAUGAUCCCAAACAUGUUCAGCUGCGGGAUCUCCUGAUGGAACUGAUGGAGAAAAGAGGCCUCGAUUCAUGUCUGUUGUUUCUAGAUAAGAAAAUACAUCCUGGUCCUCGGAACUUCUCUGCCAAGCUUUUCUCUUUGGCAGGCCAGUGUGUUUCAACUCGAGCAAAAUUGAGACCUUCAAUGGAUGAAGUCCUAAAUACUCUUGAAAGCACUCAAGCCAGCUUAUAUUUUGCAGAAGACCCUCCCACAUCACUGAAGUCCUUUAGGUGUCCUUCUCCGCUGUUCUUGGGUAAGGUACCAAGUAUCCCGGUGGAAGAUGAUGAAAACCAGAAUAAACGAUCACCACCUCAUGAGAAAAGUUUGAGAAAAGACAGGAUGACUCAGAAAAUCCCUUUUGAAUGCAGCCAGUCUGAGGUCACAUUUCUAGGCUUGGACAGAAAGACAAGGAGUGAGGGAAAUAAGGAUGCUUGUGACAUGCCCAGUUCUUCUGGUGAUGAACUGCUCUGGUUCCCAGAGCAUUUGGCUUCACCCCAGAAUGUGAGUGCCACUGAGAUAAAUUUGGACUUCUCUGCCGAAACACCAGGCCAUUCAUACAGGAGCAGGCCAGUGGAGACCAGAUGCUCUUCUAAAUUCUUUUGGACUGAAGAUGAACAGGACAAAAAGCAAUAAGAUUCAUCAGAAAGUAAAGGAAAAAAGGAAGUAUGGUUGAGGCUUCCAAGGAAAGGGCAUCACUGUGGGAAGACAUAGUCUGUGGUAAUACCGAGGGAAUGAAUGACUGUGAAUUUAGGUAAUGCAGACACACUAUCUGGACAGUUCUGUUCCUUACUUCCCAAACCUCAAAUCAGAGUGGCUUAAACCAAUGUGAUCAAACCUAAGCUGAAUUUGAGCCAUUCAGAUUUACUCAAGAUCUGGGUUCUGGGUUCACCCAAACAAAACACCAAAACCUACCAAAGAAGGACUGCCUUUUCUUCUUAUCAUCUGCAAGAGAGUCCUCCCUGCCUCCCUCUGCCAAGGACAUCAAUUGAAGUCUGUUGUUUGGUUUUCCUUGCUUGUGAGGGUGGUAGGAAAUGUCUAAUUUUUAUAUGUUAAUAGGUGCCUUUUGAAAGAAUUGCCUUCUUACUAUCUUAGCCUUUAGUAUUUUCUAUUCAUCUCUGUUAGCCUUGACUGUUUGGAAAUGAGCCAUGUUCAGCCUUGUCUGGAGCAUGCUUUCUGGAGAGAAAGGAUUCCUGUACAUUAUCUGUAUUUCUAUAUUUAAUCUCUUCAGAUAGUUUAUCACAUAU
Molecule: messenger RNA, 1583 nt
Organism: Castor canadensis (American beaver)
Lineage: Eukaryota; Metazoa; Chordata; Mammalia; Rodentia; Castoridae
Source: RefSeq, a predicted model, not a curated record